UUUUCCUCAUAAGAAUCUACCAUACCUAGUAAACUUUUAGAGAGAGAGAGAGAGAGAUGGGUUCUCUUCCUCAUGUAGUCGAAGACUGCCUAGGAAUUGUCCAAGUAUAUAGCGACGGUUCCAUUCUCCGGUCGGAGGACAUCAACUUCCCAAUGGAAGUUCAAGACGACGGCUCCGCCGUCUGGAAAGACUGUUUAUUCGACAAGAAACACAACCUCCACCUCCGCCUUUACAAACCCCGCUCGCCUUCCGCCGCCAAGCUCCCCAUUCUAUACUUUUUCCACGGUGGCGGCUUUUGCGUCGGCUCCAGGACGUGGCCCAAUUGCCACAGCUGUUGUCUCCGCCUCGCUUCGGCGCUGCAAGUCCUAGUAGUGGCCCCGGACUACCGCCUCGCGCCUGAGCACCGUCUCCCCGCCGCCCUGGAUGAUGCUUUGACUGCCGUUAAGUGGCUCCAAAACCAGGCCCUGAUAUCCAAAAGCGGCGGUGGUGAUGAAUGGCUGGGGGAUGGAGUAGACUUUGACAGGGUUUUCAUAUUGGGUGAUUCUUCAGGCGGGAACCUGGCCCACCAUCUAGCAGUGGAGCUCCGCCGUGGGUCGCCGGAUUUGGCCCCGGUUCGGGUGCGGGGUUACGUGCUGAUGGCUCCGUUUUUUGGCGGGACAGUGAGAACAAAGUCUGAAGCAGAAGGACCACCCGAACAAUUCUUGAAUCUAGAGAUUCUUGACAGAUUUUGGAGACUAUCAGUGCCGAUUGGGAACAGCGCAGACCAUCCACUGGCAAACCCUUUUGGGCCAUCAAGCCCAAGUCUGGAGUCCAUAGAACUGGGCCCAAUACUGGUCCUGGUUGGAGGCAAUGAAGUGAUGAAAGACAGAAUCGAGGACUACUCCAAGAGAUUGAAAGAAAUGGGGAAAGAUAUGGAGUACGUGGUGUUCCAACACCACCAACAUGGCUUCUUUGUCAAUCAACCUUUCUCACAAGUCGCCAACUACGUUUUACAAAAAAUUAAUCAAUUUAUCUAUAAAAAUAGCUCCCUUUAGAAAUAUAUAUAUAUACUUUUCUUUUUUAUUUCUCUUUUUCUUUUCAUAUUCUGAAAAGAGAUCAGAUUAAUUAGAGCUAUAUAUAUAAUGUAAGUUUUUGGUUACGAUAGUUUAUACAGCGUAUAGUGUUGUUGGAGUGUGAA
Molecule: messenger RNA, 1177 nt
Organism: Sesamum indicum (sesame)
Lineage: Eukaryota; Viridiplantae; Streptophyta; Magnoliopsida; Lamiales; Pedaliaceae
Product: alpha/beta-Hydrolases superfamily protein
Molecular function (GO): hydrolase activity
Source: RefSeq, a predicted model, not a curated record